This is a messenger RNA of Lachancea sp. 'fantastica', 1635 nucleotides long. Lineage: Eukaryota; Fungi; Ascomycota; Saccharomycetes; Saccharomycetales; Saccharomycetaceae. The record is from the annotation of a GenBank genome assembly.
AUGAGGGAAGUACCACACCAAUUGGCGAAGCAUGAUGUCAGACCAUUUUUGUUGUUGGUGCUUCUCUAUUUCUUACAAGGUGUGCCCAUUGGAUUAACUUUUGGUACCGUACCUUUCCUGUUGAAAUCUAUGGCUAAGGAUACGACAUUCACUCAAUUGGGCAUUUUUACCAUGGCUUCAUAUCCAUAUUCCUUGAAAAUUCUGUGGUCGCCUAUCGUGGACUCUGUGUAUAGCCGGAAAACUGGUCGGCGGCGGUCGUGGAUCAUUCCGGUCCAGUUUUUGAGCGGUGUUAUCCUGUGGUUCCUUGGCGCAGCAAUUUCGAGCAAUAUGGUCUUUGCAGGUGUAGAUGAUGCGUUUCACGCUACCGAAGCAUCAACGUCGGAUUCUUCAUCUCCAGCACUGAACAUUACAACUCUAACGAUAUGUUUUCUCACUUUGAUUGCACUCUGUGCAACCCAGGAUAUUGCAGUCGAUGGAUGGGCUCUGGAGAUCUUGUCAAAAGAUUCACUCUCAUAUGCUUCUACUGCUCAAACUGUGGGCCUCAAUACUGGCUACUUUUUGUCGUUCACAAUAUUCUUGGCGUUCAACUCUGCAGAGUUUAUGAACAAAUACGUACGUGUGAUUCCUAAGGACCACGGAAUAGUCAGUCUUGGUGGGUACAUGAAAUUUGCGGGUGCCUUGUACGUGCUUGUCACAUUUUAUCUUGUCUUUUUCACCACCGAAAAUCCCACUGAUGUUCCAGCAUUACCGAAGAAGAAAAGUGACGAAAAAGUCGAUGAUUUCAUUGACUACAAUUACGACACAAAUCCAGCUCACACAAGUCUGUCGAACGUGUAUCGUUCCUUUUUCAAAGUAUUGAAACUUCCAAGUGUCCAGUCCCUAAUGGCCAUUCAUCUCUUCAGCAAGUUUGCCUUUCAGUGCAACGAGGGCGCUACCAAUUUGAAGUUGCUAGAACGAGGUUUUAAAAGAGAAGAUCUCGCCGUAACUGUCCUGAUUGACUUCCCAUUUGAGAUUAUAUUUGGUUACUACGUAGCUAAAUGGAGUGCAAAUGUUGCCUACGAAACAAAAGCGCCAAAGAAGACCAACAAAAUAGUCAAAUUUUUGGUCGGUGAAACGGGAACAUUGACACCUUGGAUGUGGGGGUUUCUUGGGAGACUAACCGCUGCUUCUCUAGCCAAUGUGCUGAUCGCAUACUUCCCCACUGAUGGUAAAAUCACUCGCGGAUAUUUUCUCAUGGUUAUACUCCAACACUUACUCGGGUCUUUCAUGACUACUGUUCAGUUUGUCGGGAUCUGCUCCUUCCACACUCAGAUUGCUGACCCUGCCAUCGGAGGCACGUACAUGACACUGCUUAAUACCUUGAGUAAUUUGGGCGGGACCUGGCCGCGACUUUUGAUUCUAAACAUGAUCGAUCGAUUCACGAAACAUGCCUGUCGUUACUCAGAUACAAUUGCAAACGCAACAGAAAAGGAGCAUUGUAUCGCAGCGGGUGGUGAAUGGCUGACUCUGAGAGAUGGCUAUUUUGUCACUAAUCUAUUUUGCAUCACUAUGGGCUGUUUACUUUAUUUUGGGUUUAUCAAGAGACGAGCUCAACAUUUACAGAGAUUGCCUCUAUCUUCAUGGCAGUGUCGUUAG